This is a messenger RNA of Pantherophis guttatus, 733 nucleotides long. Lineage: Eukaryota; Metazoa; Chordata; Lepidosauria; Squamata; Colubridae. The record is from RefSeq and is a predicted model, not a curated record.
ACUCGAUGCAGGGAACUGGCAGGUUAGAAUAGAUGAGUUCUUAGCGGUACAGCAUGCCACCCCGUGCCCCACUUCGGGCCGCAGCCCAGCCGAGCUUUUAAUGGGCCGAAAGCUACGAUGCGUUCUAGACAGACUGCAUCCUAAUUACUCCUCCGAUAGCUUCACCGGGGAAGGGGGAGGACUAAGACAUUUCGAAGUAGGAUCACCAGUUUUUGCUAGAAGCUACACCAAUGGGCCUUUAUGGGUAGAGGGAACCAUCGUAGGAAUUACCGGACCAAAGUCAUACACAGUUGAUAUAGGGCAUGGUAAAAUCUGGAGGAGACAUAUAGAUCAAUUGCGUAAAUGUUUACCAAACGAAAACUCAUGUCCUAACUAUCCAAGUCUUCCUGACACAGCUACCUCAAGCCCGAGUAAGCCGGAAUACUUAUCUGGCAACCCUGAGUUCCAGCGCCGCCCCAGCGAGCCGACACUCCCAGCCGGAGAUAGCCACACCUCCGGAGAAAUCCAGGAGGUUCUAUUGGCGGAGCCGGGAGAGGCGGGAGGUCCCUCCAACCAGCUCGAUGCCUCGCCAACAACUGAACUGCGCAGGUCAACCAGGAUUAAGACCCGCCCUGGUCACCUGCGUGAUUUUUUGCUGACCCCGGAAUCUGCAGCCAACCUGGAUCAGUGUUUAAGGCCUCCAAGGUGGGGAGAAGGCCGCAGCAAGCUCAAUCCUAGGGGUACUUUCCAUUGA